Dunckerocampus dactyliophorus (ringed pipefish) is the source of this 1858-nucleotide messenger RNA. RefSeq names its product G-protein coupled receptor 61-like. Gene Ontology annotation, molecular function: G protein-coupled receptor activity. Gene Ontology annotation, biological process: G protein-coupled receptor signaling pathway. Gene Ontology annotation, cellular component: signaling receptor complex; endosome; plasma membrane. The transcript is spliced from 2 exons. Bases 460 to 1848 code for a protein of 462 amino acids. Lineage: Eukaryota; Metazoa; Chordata; Actinopteri; Syngnathiformes; Syngnathidae. The record is from RefSeq and is a predicted model, not a curated record.
UUUUGCACACACACACACUCUCUCCGUCUCACAUACACACACAUUUCCAUCAGCAUCUUUUGGACGGAACCACGCCACAGCUGUAGUCAUUCAGGAUGCACAAAGCAGAGGCUGGGCCGGGAAGCCCAACGACGGGGGCCGCAGGUACAUGAUGGUACAUGACGGUACAGGAGUACUCGCCUCGCUGGUGGGAGAUGCACCACAAUUUCAUCCUCCAUCCAAACCCAAAGCAGCAGGAAUAUUCUUAUUCAGGGACGGUGGUGUUGGAUGGCAGACAUGAGGAUAUCGUAAAUGAAACGGAUUGUUAAAAACCUCCCGACCCUCAGGCCGUCCUCGUAACUGCAGGGCAGCUUCUGACCUAAUUUCCCAGCCGCUGUCCUCCGGCCGUACUUCCUGGCAGUGAAGGAUGGGUGAUGGGCCAGUGACGGACCCUGCCUGCCCGCCUCAUCGCACCCUCCAAUGGAGCCAGCGUGGAACUCCUCCCACCCGCUUCUGCCGCUCCCGCCCAACACGUCUACCUCGGCCAUGGCUGAGGGAUGGCCUCCAUCCCAGUGGCUAGCCCUGGCGGCCAUGCUGCUCAUGGAUCUGCUGGCUGUGGUGGGCAACGUGGCCAUCAUGGCGGUCAUCGCCAAGGUGCCGCAGCUUCACAAGUUUGCCUUCGUCUUCCACCUGUGCUUGGUGGAUCUGCUGGCGGCCCUGGUGCUGAUGCCCCUGGGCAUGCUCUCCAGCAGAGCCUUCUUAGGAGAGGCGCUGUGCCGGAGUUACCUUUUCCUCAGCGUGUGCCUGGUCAGUGCCGCCAUCCUCUCCAUCUCGGUCAUCAAUGUGGAGCGCUAUUAUUACAUCAUACACCCCAUGCGCUACGAGGUGAAGAUGACCGUGGGCUUGGUCGCAUCUGUGCUGGUGGGGAUAUGGGUCAAAGCUUUGGCGAUGUCCGCUUUGCCGCUUCUGGCUUGGCUCCUGCAAGGAGCAAGAGCUCCCCUUCUGGGGGGUAACGGAGGAAACGGGGCGGUCCCAUCUCCUGCUCCUGCUCAGGGUCACAGGCGCUGCUCGUUGCACUGGACAGGGGGCGGCUCGAACCGUUUGGCGUUCAUGGUCCUCUUCACGCUGCUGUACUUCCUGUGUCCUCUUCUGGUCAUUUUUGUUGUGUACUGCAACAUGUUCAAAGUGGCCCGCGUAGCCGCCAUGCACCACGGGCCUCUACCCACUUGGACGGACACGCCUCGCCGCCAGAGAUCAGAGUCACUCAGCAGUCGGUCCACGAUGGUUACCAGCUCCGGGACGGGGACCGGAAGGGAGACCCCGCAGCGGCCCUUUGGGGGAGGGAAGGCGGCGGCGGUGUUGGCAGCUGUAGGUGGCCAGUUCCUCUGCUGCUGGCUGCCCUACUUCUCUUUCCACUUGUACUCCGCUCUGGCCGCCAGCCCUCCUGCCGCCCUGGCCUCUCUGGAGGAGGCGGUCACCUGGAUCGGAUACUUCUGCUUCACCUCCAACCCCUUCUUCUAUGGCUGUCUCAACAGACAGAUCCGGGAGGAGCUGGGCAAACACCUGCCAUGCCUGUUCCGUGGAGCCGGGGUGGAGGUGGAGGACAGGCUGCCCAGCCGCGAAGGCUCCAUAGAGGAGAAUUUCCUCCAGUUUCUUCAGGGCACCGGCUGCAACUUGGAACCUCAGAACUCGCACAGCACCUCCAGUCCAAAAGGGGAAGCCUGCCGGCUCGUCACUCAGUCCCAGGCGCCUGAGGCGGCGCAGCCGCUACCUGUUGAUUUCCGCAUACCGGGACAAAUCGCAGAGGAGACCUACGACUUCAUAGAGACGGAUCCCCCAAAAAACAACCACAUACGUACUGACGCUUAAGUCUUUUUUU